GCCCCGCUCCCACAGCCAUGGUGCGGCCGCCGCGCCGCUGCUGAGGGAGCCGCCAUGGCCGCCGCGCUCUGCGGGGGGCUCCUGCUCUGCGGCGGGCUCCUGCUCUGCGUUUCUGGAGCAAUCCCAGAGCCCCGAAACGCAAGAAUCACUUCAGUCAAUCUUCACAGCACCCUGCACUGGGAUCCACCAAGGUUCCCCAAGGAGAACAUCACCUACACUGUGCAGUACAAGAGCACGUACAUGCUCCAGGACAGCUACGAGAGCCUGUGCGCGGGGCUGCGGCUGCCGCGCUGCGAGCUGUCCUCGCUCUCUGCCUACGGGGACUACGAGCUGCGCCUGCGGGCGGAGGCGGGGCCGGAGCGCUCGGGCUGGCUCGGGCUGCGCUUCAGACCCAUGGAGAACACCACCAUUGGCCCCCCCGAGGUGAGGCUGAGGUCGGAGGCCGGGGCCCUGCACGCAGAUUUCUGGGGGCCGCUGGCCGAGCGCAGCCAGGGCAGGUGGCCCCUGAAGCAGUACUAUGGCUCCUGGAAGUACAGGAUCCUCUACUGGAGGAGAGGCAGCUCAGACACACAGCUGGCCUCUGCUUCCCAGGUGGCUCAGGUGGAGACCCAGCACAGCUCAGAGAUCCUGGCCCAGCUGGAGCCAUGGACAGUUUAUUGUGUGCGAGUGCAGGCCGUGAUUCCUGAGCUGAACAAGACAGGGGAGCUGAGCAGGGAGCUCUGUGAGCAAACAACCCACAAUGGUGUAACCCCUGUGUGGAUAAUUGUGACUGCUCUGGUGGGGUCCAUGCUGGUCGUGGUCACAGCUGUCACUGUUUGUUUCUUCUGCAGUUUUUAUCUGUACAGACUCACCAAACACGUUUUCUACCCUUCCUACGUUUUCCCACAGCACUUGAAAGAGUUUCUGAGCAAACCUCCCAGUGCCCCACAGCCUUUCCCUCCACUUCCACAAGAAGAGCUGCUGGUUUGUGACAGGCUGACUGUGAUUUCCCAGGAAAGCCAGAGCCCCAGUGAAGGGAGUGGGGAUGAUGAGGCCAGCAGCACCCCAGAGCACCCUGAGGACUCUGCACUGGCAGGCUGUGACUCAGGAGUGGGAGCAGCCUCAGGAGCAGCCUGAACCUCCUCCUCAUCAUCCUCCUUGGCAAAGGAGCAGCAAAUGGACUUGGGUUUAUCCACUGCUGCCUUCUCCAGCAGGAAAAACCCACAGACAGACACGUGCUCAGACUCUGGACAGAAUCUUUUUAUUUUUUUUAAGUAUGAAGAAUUAAAUUUUGCCACUGUUGGUUGGGGCUCCCUGAGGAGUUGUAGCAAUUCUGGCACUGAUUUUGACCUUAAAAAGCAAAUGUCUUAUUUUUGUAUAACACUAAUUAAUUUAACUUGGAUGAACUAUUUAUUGCAAAACCUAAUCAAAAUGUUUAUAAAAUAAAAUUGUAUUUUGUAAGGAAA
This is a messenger RNA of Catharus ustulatus (Swainson's thrush), 1445 nucleotides long. It is a transcript of the gene IL10RB, whose product is annotated as interleukin 10 receptor subunit beta. The coding region runs from base 55 to 1116 and encodes 353 amino acids. Gene Ontology annotation, biological process: blood coagulation. Gene Ontology annotation, cellular component: membrane. Lineage: Eukaryota; Metazoa; Chordata; Aves; Passeriformes; Turdidae. The transcript has 7 exons. The record is from RefSeq and is a predicted model, not a curated record. Gene Ontology annotation, molecular function: interleukin-10 receptor activity; protein binding.